UUCACCGCCAGACUGUCUUCUGUGCAGAUCUACUCGAUCAGCUGGUGGAGUCGACAAGGGAAAGAUUACCGGCUGUAAUCUUUCAGGGUUUUACUCUUCUGACUAAAGCAAUUCGCCGCGAGUCUAUCGGACCAAUAUGGAGAACCGAAAACGGCAGUUGGAGGCAGUUGUGACCGACAACCACUGCUUCAAAACGCCGGAGAAAAGGGUGUCAUUGGUCCGGCUGCUGGACUCCGACUACAUGCGAUGGGGAGUGGAAGAUACAUGUCAGUACCUGCGAAGAGAAGAUCUCGUAGAGUGGGAAGAUAUAUUUAAAGCACAAAAGAUCACAGGUGUUGGGCUGCGGUAUCUCAGUGACUCUGAUCUGGAGAAGAUUGGUAUAAAGUGCCUUGGUGACCGUCUGAAGAUCCUUCAUAGCUUCAGGAAGCUGUGGCAGAUAGGAGCAGAGCCAAAUAAGGUGUUUAAUGAUCCUAUUCACGGGCAUGUGGAGUUGCACCCUCUUCUCGUCAAAAUCAUCGACACGCCUCAGUUCCAGAGACUACGAAACCUCAAGCAGCUCGGAGGGACCUAUUAUGUUUUCCCCGGAGCAUCCCACAACCGGUUUGAACACAGCAUUGGAGUGGGACACUUGGCAGGGCGGCUCGUAGAAGCUCUGAACGAGAGGCAGCCAGAGCUCCUCAUCUCUCGCAGAGACAUCCUUUGUGUGCAGAUCGCUGGGCUCUGCCAUGACCUGGGUCAUGGGCCAUUCUCCCAUAUGUUCGACAGCAAGUUCAUCCCCAGAGCACGUCCAGGAAUUUCCUGGAAGCAUGAGAACGCCUCUCUGAGCAUGUUCGACUACCUGGUGAAGGAUAAUGGCCUGAAGCCGGUGAUGGAGCAGCACGGCCUGGUGCUGCCCGAGGACCUGGACUUCAUUAAGGAACAGAUUGCUGGACCACCGAACUCUGUUUCAGUUCAAGACCAGAAGUGGCCAUAUAAAGGCCGUCCAGAAGACAAGUCCUUCCUUUAUGAAAUCGUGGCCAACAAAAGGAACGGCAUUGAUGUGGACAAAUGGGAUUACUUUGCCAGGGACUGCUACCACCUGGGCAUCAAGAACAACUUUGACCAUGGCCGCUUCAUAAAGUUUGCCAGGGUGUGUGAGGUGGACGGGCAGAAGCACAUCUGCACUAGAGACAAGGAGGUGGGCAAUCUGUAUGACAUGUUCCACACGAGGAACUGUCUCCACAGAAGAGCCUACCAGCACAAAGUGGGCAACAUCAUAGAGACUAUGAUCACAGAAGCCUUUUUAAAGGCAGACAAGCACAUCCAGAUUGAAGGCUCCGGAGGGAGGAAGUUCACCCUCUCCACAGCCAUAGAUGACAUGGAGGCCUACACCAAGCUGACAGAUCAUGUGUUUGAAAGAAUUCUCCACUCUUCCUCUCCGGAGCUGGCUGAGUCGAGGCAGAUUCUACGCAACAUCGUCUGUCGACGCCUCUAUAAAUGUCUGGGCCAAACUCAGGCAGAGCAACCCUUGAGUGUCACCCCGGAGACAAUUCGCAAAUGGGAAGAAGAUCUGGCUAAAUCCCUCCGUCAGAGCUGCUCUAAGGAUGGCAGGCUGCAGCCGGAGGACUUUGUAGUUAGUGUCAUCUAUAUGGACUAUGGCAUGAAGGAUAAGAACCCCAUCAACAAUGUGCGUUUUUAUUGCAAAGAUGACUCGUCCAAAGCCAUCCAGAUCCGCAAGAACCAGGUGUCUAAACUUCUCCCAGAGCAGUUUGCUGAGCAGCUCAUCAGGGUUUACUGCAAGAAGACCGACGACAGGAGUCUAGAGGCUGCCAAGAAACACUUUGUCCAGUGGUGCAUCAACAUGAACCUCUCAAAGCCUCAGGAUGGAGACAUAAUAGCACCUGAGCUGACGCCUCAGAAACCCAGCUGGUCGAACAACAAUGAGGGCGAGGGCAGUGAGAGUGGCGGCUCCACGGAGGUAAACUGUGCUACUGUGAAUGGACAGAAGAAAGCCAAAGUUCAGCUGUUUAAAUGAGUUUCUACGACCAAAUAAAUUGUUUCCAACUAUAAAGAUAGUUGUUACAUACUAAGGGCCUUUACUCAGGGUUUUUACACAGAUCACUCAAUAUCAUACACAUCUUUGUUUUAGUUUGAUCAUUUUUAAUCAGGUUUUUAUUUUGGACUCUUAACAUUUGAAACUUGGGGUCAAGUUUUAAAUUGGUUUAUUGUUUUCUACUAUCAUGCCUGUGUGUUAUGAUCAAUAAAUCAUGGUCAAUUUGAAUGUUUUACUCUGAACAUGCGCACAGUAUAUUUCAGGGCAGCAUUUGAUUACAGCAUCCAACAACAUUGUGUUUUCUUUUCACAAAACUACCAGGGUUGAGUACGUUACAGCUGCUGUCAGAGGUUUCUGUGAGCACACAGAUUCUGACAUCUAAAGUGAGCAUUUGUUUUAACCUCACUUUGGUUUGACCUUUCUUUGAAAUAUAUGUAUUUAAGUUCUGGUUGAGUGUGUUGUGCCGUGCUUUAUUUAUUAUUCUUACAGUAAGUAGCUAAAGUUGUUCAUUAGGGUUUUUUUCAAGUUAUUGAUCUGUGUAACAUUUACAUAAAUGGGAUUUUUGAUACCAUCUAAACAUGUUUCCCCCUUCAAAAUGUGAUGUGAUCUUUCCUCAUAGCUGGUUGUUUUAUUUUGCUGAUUGUGUAAAAAAAAAAAACAGUGCUAGUGGGAAAUUUACCAAGGGAAAAAAAAAAAAACAUUUGUAUUCCUAUUGAAAGGAGUUGAAAAGUGAAAGUGAAAAUAAAACUCUUUCUCUCA
Molecule: messenger RNA, 2791 nt
Organism: Trematomus bernacchii (emerald rockcod)
Lineage: Eukaryota; Metazoa; Chordata; Actinopteri; Perciformes; Nototheniidae
Gene: samhd1a
Product: SAM domain and HD domain 1
Exons: 16
Coding region: 137-2014 (625 amino acids)
Biological process (GO): regulation of innate immune response; defense response to virus; dGTP catabolic process
Cellular component (GO): nucleus
Molecular function (GO): dGTPase activity; protein binding
Source: RefSeq, a predicted model, not a curated record